This is a messenger RNA of Exophiala viscosa, 2687 nucleotides long. RefSeq names its product autophagy-like protein 7. The transcript has a single exon. Gene Ontology annotation, biological process: autophagosome assembly; cellular response to nitrogen starvation; protein modification by small protein conjugation. The record is from RefSeq and is a predicted model, not a curated record. Gene Ontology annotation, molecular function: Atg8 activating enzyme activity; Atg12 activating enzyme activity. Gene Ontology annotation, cellular component: phagophore assembly site; cytoplasm. NCBI's taxonomy places the organism in Eukaryota, Fungi, Ascomycota, Eurotiomycetes, Chaetothyriales, Herpotrichiellaceae. The coding region runs from base 244 to 2385 and encodes 713 amino acids.
ACUCAGUAACAACAACUGGAGCCUUGUUUCAAAAGGGCGAUCGUGAUCGUCUUGGAGAUGCCAGCCACCAUCCUCACGCCAUCCUCCUUCCCCCUGUCUUUGAGAUCUUCCCAUUGCAUCUUCUCAUUGUCAAUAACGCAAAGCGCUUUCGUGGAGGUUGUCAACAUUGAGACAAAGAGACAAAGUCGAGGCUGCACGGCGAAUGACCCCUGUCACUAGUAAAAACACCGAAACACGAUAGCAAUGGCAAUGCAAUACGUCCCCUUUGCUUCGGAUAUCGAAAUCCCCUUCUAUGCAUCUCUCGCGUCUCACAAGAUCAACCAUGACAAGCUUGACGAUUCUGCCCGCAAAUUGUUGGGCUUGUAUGAAGUCCGUCCGGCCGACGCGAAAGAGCAUUCUUGCCGGAUCCAGGUCCAUUCCAAUGCGCUCACCAACGACGACGUCCUAGCAGGCUAUUAUCGCGCCGAGGGCAUGAUCAAAAACGUCAACACAAUCGAAGAGUACCGCAACCUCGACAAACUCGAGAUGAUUCAGCAAGCCGGCAGGACCAUUUGGGACGCCAUUAACGAUGGCACCAUAUAUUCCUGUCCUUCACUCCUGGCAUCCUUUCUAGUCCUAUCAUUUGCCGAUCUCAAGAAGUACAAGUUCUACUACUGGUUCGCAUUCCCCGCUCUGGUCAUGGAUCCGCCAUGGACACCUGUGCAGCAUCAAGGCUCGCUACCGAGAUCCGAUACCAGUCUGCCGCAUUCCAGGCUUAACCCGCUGGAAAGCACCACACUCGUCGACGCCGUAAUGACAUGGAGAUAUGGCGUUGAUUCGCGGCAGUUCGGCUUCUUUCUGGCCAAGAAAGUACACGGCGAGUCGACUUCAAACCCAAUAGAUGAAGACUUCGGCCCUACGACGCCGAUGUCGCCGCCCACACCGACGACAAGCCUAGGAUACACAUGGCAGAUUACCUCAUUGUCAAGCUUUGAGUCAGGCUUCUUCGACGGCAUCAACCGAGAAGAUCAAUUUGUCUGUUUUGCGGACCCGUCGAAUUACGCAGAUCCCGGACCCGUUGCGCCAGGCUGGAUGCUGCGCAAUCUUCUUGUUCUGGCUAGACAAAAGUGGAAGGUCGAUCGCGUGCAGAUCCUAUGUUAUCGCGAGACGCCCUCGAGAAGAGAUGCGGCCCGAAGUGUGGUUUUCACUAUGGAAGUCUCGAAAGAGCGGAAAUCGCAGCAACCAGAGGGCGGCAUGCCCAAGGUGGUAGGCUGGGAGCGCAACGCCUCCAACAAGCUCGCGGGCCGCAUGGCCGAUUUGACCGAGUACAUGGACCCGAAGAAACUGGCCGACUCUUCAGUCGACUUGAACCUCAAGCUCAUGAAGUGGCGGAUUAGUCCGAACCUGAACCUCGAAAAGAUCAAGAACACAAAGUGCUUGCUUCUGGGUGCGGGCACACUGGGCAGCUACGUGUCACGGAACCUGCUGGGCUGGGGCGUGCGGCAUAUCACAUUCGUCGAUAACGGGUCAGUUUCGUUUUCGAAUCCCGUACGACAACCACUGUUCAACUUUGAAGACUGUCUGGAAGGUGGCAAGAAGAAAGCUCUAUGUGCUGCUGAGGCAUUGAAGAAGAUAUACCCGGGAGUUGAGACGGAGGGGCAUGUCUUGUCGGUCCCGAUGGCAGGACAUCCCAUCACAGAUCUGGAAAAGACGAAAGCGGAUUACGAGAAAUUGAAACAACUCGUUGACGAGCAUGAUGUUAUAUUCCUGCUUAUGGAUACGAGAGAGUCGAGGUGGCUACCCACUGUUAUGGGCAAGUGUUCGGACAAGAUCGUGAUGAACGCGGCGUUGGGCUUUGAUACGUACGUUGUCAUGAGACAUGGUGUCAGACUGGAGGGUGCCCAAGACCGAGAGCUAGGGUGCUAUUUCUGCAACGACGUUGUCGCACCAGCGGACUCGAUGAAAGAUCAGACGCUCGACCAACAAUGCACGGUGACGAGGCCUGGUAUUGCGGCCAUUGCAUCGGCGCUGCUCGUCGAAAUCCUCAUUUCCGUGCUGCAACAUCCGGAGGGCGGCGCCGCACCUGCUUCACUGUCUCCGUCGGAAGACCGCGGUGAGCAUCCACUCGGACUCGUUCCGCACCAGAUCCGUGGGUUUCUGCACAAUUUCACCAACAUGAACGUUGCGGGCAAAGCGUAUGAUUGCUGUAGUGCAUGCUCCGAAAAGGUGAUGGACGCGUAUAAGUCGGAAGGGUGGGAGUUCGUGCAGAAAGCGUUGAACGAGCGGGACUAUGUCGAGGAGUUGAGUGGGUUGAAGGAGGUGCAGAGAAUCGCUGAGGCUGCUGCCGCGGAUAUCGAGUUCAGUGAAGAAGACGAUGUCGAGGACGAGGAGGGCGAGUUGAUUUGAUCGGCGCCUUUGCAAGGUGGCAGCAGCCUGCCACUUGUACUUUUCUCUCCGGCUAGCGUGUCGUGCACUUUCAUGCCCUUCAUAGUACUUCAGUUGUACGGAGAUGGACCAGUUGGACUUCCAUCAGCCAUCGGCAAAAACAGCAUUCUUAUCAACCUUGGCCAGUCUCUUGAUGCCCACGAAGUACGCCUCCUUGGACUCGCUUCUCGAGCUGUCGGGCUUUUCGCGAUGCACUUUGUGAAACAUAGCCUUAAGACUCUUUUCGAGCGCCUUGUCCUCGACGCCCUGGUAGAACUUGCACA